CGCGACACUCCGGACGUCACAGCGCCGCGCCGCAGACGGGGCCCGGCGGGCCGCGGGUCCGGUGCCCGUGUCGCCGUGUCCCCGUCCCCCCGCAGCGCCCAUGUCCCCGCGGCGCCGGGACCAUGCUGUUCUCCCUGCGGGAGCUGGUGCAGUGGCUGGGCUUUGCCACGUUCGAGAUCUUCCUGCACGGGCUGGCGCUGCUGGCCUUUUCCGUGCUGCUCGUGCUGAAGGUGGACGGCGCUGCCGCCGCGCUGUCCUGGUGGGUGGUGUUCGUGCCGUUCUUCGCCGCUGAUGGGCUCAGCACCUAUUUCACCACCAUCGUGACGGUGCGGCUGUUCCAGGACGGCGAGAAGCGCCUGGCCGUGCUGCGGCUCUUCUGGAUCCUCACCAUCCUCAGCCUCAAGUUCGUCUUCGAGAUGCUGCUGUGCCAGAAGCUGGUGGAGCACACGCGGGAGCUCUGGUACGGGCUCAUCAUGUCGCCCGUCUUCAUCCUCCUCCAGCUGCUCAUGAUCCGAGCCUGCCGGGUGAACUGACGCCGCGAGGACGAGUCUGCCUCCCCUCGGGCUCGUAGCGACCGGCAGCGGGCUAUCCAUCCCCUGUCUGUUUCUGUACGGAGGGCAGCAGGUUACACAGGGCUGGCGCUGUGUGCUGUCACUGAGCUCGCUGCCGGGUCACAGUGUCGUGUUUCUUCCAGAGAUCCUUCUGUGCUGCAUCCUCUUUUCAGUUUACUCAGCUCCUGGUGUUCCCGUGCAUCCUGCCCUGCACUGUUUGAUAUGCUAGUCGUUUUAUUUUAAAAUAAAAAUGCAUGGAAGGAUUAGU
This is a messenger RNA of Strigops habroptila (Kakapo), 819 nucleotides long. RefSeq names its product transmembrane protein 203 (gene TMEM203). Gene Ontology annotation, cellular component: endoplasmic reticulum. NCBI's taxonomy places the organism in Eukaryota, Metazoa, Chordata, Aves, Psittaciformes, Psittacidae. The record is from RefSeq and is a predicted model, not a curated record. The transcript has a single exon. Gene Ontology annotation, biological process: intracellular calcium ion homeostasis. Bases 123 to 533 code for a protein of 136 amino acids.